Hydractinia symbiolongicarpus is the source of this 5367-nucleotide messenger RNA. Its product is annotated as probable global transcription activator SNF2L2. Gene Ontology annotation, molecular function: ATP-dependent chromatin remodeler activity; DNA binding; transcription factor binding. The record is from RefSeq and is a predicted model, not a curated record. Gene Ontology annotation, biological process: positive regulation of transcription by RNA polymerase II. Gene Ontology annotation, cellular component: nucleus. Bases 65 to 4675 code for a protein of 1536 amino acids. NCBI's taxonomy places the organism in Eukaryota, Metazoa, Cnidaria, Hydrozoa, Anthoathecata, Hydractiniidae. The transcript has 38 exons.
CCUGAGUUUAAGAAAAAGUAUAUAGAUUUUAUUGCAUAUCUUUCCUGCCAAUUUUUGGCAGAAGAUGAUACCAACAAUGAACCAUUCAUCAGAAAGUUUGCAAGGUCUUCAGAGAGCACUGGAAGGUAUGCAAGAAAGAGGUAUGGAGAAUGACCCUAGGUAUCAACAACUCCUGGCAUUAGCAAGGAUGAAUGGUUUGCAAAACAUUCCUGGAAUGCCUGGUAUGCAACCUCCAGUAAUGGGUGGAACAGCAAUGGGACCAGGAAUGCAACCAAAUCUUAUGGGUGGACUGCAGCCUCCUAAUCUGUACGCUAUGAUGAACCAACAAAGACAACAAAGCAUGAUGAAUAACAUGGGUGGUAAUGGGGGUGCGGAAACCUUUCAGAUGACUUCUCAAACAGCCCAAGCUCAAAGCAAUGCGCAACAAAGUCAGGUUUCUCAAAAUAGCCAGCAGGCUGUACCUACUCCCACAGCUCAGCCUUCCAGCCUUGGACCUACAACAGCAGCGCAAGGACAACAAGGUGCUCAAAACAUUGCUCCCCCGCCAAAUGUUGGGAAUCAGCAAACAGCAACACAAGGUGCAUCGAAAGCUGCCUCCUUUACCCAAGAAAUGUUGCAGCAAUUCAGAGCUCAAAUUAUGGCAUACAGGUUGUUUUCAAGAAACCAACCCGUUCCGGAGAGUGUUGUGUUGGCAGCAUUAGGGCGUAAACAUCCAAACCAAACAACUGGUGAAGUGACUAUUCAAGCAUCAACUGCUGUAGCUAACAGAAACAAUGUACAAAGCCCAUCAGUAGCUGUUGCAGGAGUGCCAACAAACAAGCCAGAGACUGAAAAUAAGGAUGUUCAACAACAACAACAGCAGCAGCAGCAACAACCAAGACUUCAGCAACAACAAAAUGACAAUGAUGGAUCUAAAGCAGCAACUAAUGAAGAUCCGAAUGCUCUAGGAGAAGUUAAGAAAGAAGGCGCACUGCUUCAGUUAGCCACAGGUGGUCAAACACCUAAGAAACUGCCAACUUUAAAUAGUCCUCCGAGAUCUCGUUUAGCACCAGUCAACAAACCAGUAGGGAUCAAUCCCAUAGAUAUAUUAAAGGAAAGAGAAUCCAGAAUCCAAGCAAGAGUGGUGCAUAGAAUUCAAGCAUUGCAAAACCUUCCUGCGACUAUCAGCGAGGACCUACGCAAGAGGGCAUUGAUUGAGCUGAAAGCACUUCGAUUACUUCAUUUUCAGAAGCAGUUACGUAGUGAAAUGGUCAUGUCUAUGAGAAAAGAUACCACUCUGGAAACAGCUUUAAAUUCAAGAGCUUAUAAAAGAAGUAAAAGACAAACACUGCGGGAGGCAAGAAUGACUGAGAGGUUGGAAAAACAACAAAAGAUGGAAGUUGAAAAGAAAAAGAGGCAGAAACACCUCGAGUUCAUAAACACAUUGUUGCAACAUGGUCGUGACUUCAAAGAGUUCCAUCGUGGUGUGCAAAGUCGUAUCCUGAAGACCAACAAAGUUAUUAUGACGUAUCAUGCUAAUUUUGACAAGGAGAAACGCAAAGAAGAAGAGAGGAUAGAAAGAGAACGUUUAAGAAGGCUGAUGGCUGAAGAUGAAGAUGGCUACCGUCAGCUCAUUGAUGAGAAAAAAGAUCAGAGGUUGCAUUACUUGCUGACACAGACUGAUGAAUACAUCACAGGUCUCAUGAAACUUGUAUCUAUACAUAAGAAAGACCUUGAAGCCAAGAAGUACUCACGAAAACAGAGACCUGAUAUGGAAGAGGGUGAAGGAAAGAGAGUUCCUGUGGAAAAUAUAGAGACAGGGCAGAAACUAACUGGCGAUGAAGCACCUCUGUAUGCUGAACUAAAUGAAUGGUUAUUGGCUAAUCCAGGGUUUACUGUAAUUCCUGAGACUACAGAAGAUACCGAAGGUGAUACAGAAACGGAAGGAGAAAGCAGUGAGAAGAAGCCUGAGGAUGAACCGAAGAAAGAAUAUGAAGAUGAUGAUGCAGGAACUUCAAUGGACAGCAGAAAUUACUAUGCAUUGGCUCACAGUACUUUGGAAAUAAUAAAGGAACAGCCUGCAUCACUUGUUGGUGGAACACUCAAGGAGUAUCAGCUUAAAGGACUUGAGUGGAUGGUUUCACUGUACAACAAUAAUUUGAAUGGAAUUUUAGCAGAUGAAAUGGGGUUGGGCAAGACAAUUCAAACCAUUGCUCUGCUUACUUAUCUUGUAGAGAAGAAAAAACAGAAUGGACCGUUCUUGAUUAUUUUGCCUCUUUCAACCAUGUCAAACUGGAUGUUGGAGUUUGAAAAAUGGGCCCCUAGUAUUCUCACACUUAGUUAUAAGGGUUCGCCUCAACAUCGUAGAUCGACGUCAUACCAAAUAAAAGCAGGGAAAUUCAAUGUCAUUCUGACAACCUAUGAAUACGUAAUGAAAGAUAAAGCCAUUUUAUCUAAAGUUCGUUGGAAGUACAUGAUUGUGGAUGAAGGUCAUCGCAUGAAGAAUCAUCAUUGCAAGCUAACUCAAGUGUUAAACACUCACUAUAAUGCGCCACACCGUAUCCUCCUAACUGGUACCCCUCUUCAAAAUCGUCUGCCAGAGCUGUGGGCGUUGUUGAAUUUCUUACUGCCCAGCAUUUUUAAAUCAGCUGGGACUUUUGAGAGUUGGUUUAAUGCUCCUUUCCAAAUGACAGGAGAGAAAGUGGAACUAAACGAGGAAGAGACGUUGCUGAUUAUACGUCGAUUGCAUAAGGUCCUUCGUCCAUUUUUGUUAAGAAGAUUGAAAAAGGAAGUGGAGUCACAGUUACCUGACAAGGUGGAAUUCAUUGUAAAAUGUGACAUGUCGGCGUUGCAAAAAGUCAUCUACAAACACAUGCAACAGAAGGGUAUCCUCUUGACGGAUGGUUCUGAAAAAGACAAGAAGGGACGUGGUGGUACAAAGAUGUUGAUGAACACUAUUAUGCAGUUGAGGAAGAUCUGUAAUCAUCCGUUCAUGUUUCAACAUAUUGAGGAAGCUAUUGCAGACCACAACGGAUAUCCGGGAGGAAUUUGUAAUGGGCCAGAGUUAUUCCGUGUAUCUGGUAAAUUUGAGCUUUUGGAUCGUAUACUUCCCAAGUUGUCUUCUUGUGGUCAUCGCUCGCUCGUCUUCUGUCAAAUGACGCAAUGCAUGACCAUCUUGGAAGAUUACUUGAACUGGCGACAGAUACCUUAUCUUCGGUUAGACGGCACCACGAAAGCUGAUGAUCGAUCUGAAUUACUGAAAAUCUUUAACGCCAAAGAUUCUGUUUAUCAAGUGUUUUUACUGAGCACACGUGCUGGUGGUCUAGGUUUGAAUCUACAGACAGCGGAUACUGUUAUUAUAUUUGACAGCGACUGGAAUCCUCAUCAGGACUUGCAAGCUCAAGAUAGGGCACAUCGUAUUGGUCAAACACGGGAAGUGCGCGUCUUACGUUUAAUGACAGUAAAUUCAGUAGAGGAACACAUCUUAGCAGCUGCUAAAUACAAGUUGAAUGUUGAUUCCAAGGUCAUCCAAGCUGGUAUGUUCAAUCAACACUCCACAAAUGCUGAGCGAAAACAAAUGUUGAGUCAGUUGUUGGAGAGUGACUCGCUAGAGGAAGAGGAGGAGAGCGAAGUACCAGACGACGAAACAGUCAACCAGAUGAUAGCAAGAAACGAAGAAGAGUUUGAAAUUUACCAGAAAAUGGAUGCAGAUAGAAGGAAAGCCGAACCAAGGAAUCCUGAAACUAUGCGACGUAAGCCACGUUUGUUACAAGAAGAUGAACUUCCAAAGUGGUUGCUUCGUGACAGCGAAGAGAUCGAGCAAAUGACGUUUGCAGAAGAAGAAGAGAAAUUCUUUGGUACGGGAGCCAAACGUCAACGCAAAGAAGUUGACUACAGUGAUAAUCUGACAGAAAAACAGUGGCUGAAGGCAUUAGAAGAUGGCAAUUUGGAAGACAUCGAAGAUGAUAAUUUGAAAGUGGCUGCUGGCAAGAAAAGAAAACGAAAGAAGAGAGACGAUGAAGAAGACGAAGAAAUUGGACCGAAUGGCAAACCUGCUAAGAAAAAAGGGAAAAGAGGAAGACCAGUCGGUAGUAAAGUUAAGUACGAUCCGAAUCCACCUGAACUUACAAAGAAAAUGAAACGCCUCAUCAACGCUGUAUCACAAUACAGAAACAGUGAAGGGAGGUGUUUAAUGGAUCCGUUUGUAAUCUUGCCGACACGUCGAGAAUUGCCUGAUUAUUAUCAAGUCAUCAAACAGCCAAUCGAUCUGAGAAAAAUUAAGGAUCGGAUACUUCAACACCGUUAUAGAAGUUUAGACGAAUUGGAAAUGGAAUACAUGACCAUGUGCAAGAACGCACAGGAGUACAACAUUGAACAAUCCUUAAUAUACCAAGAUUCUUUCACUCUGCAAUCUAUCUUUCGAGAGUAUAAACCCAAAGUUGAAGCCGGUGAAGACCUUGGGAUACCUGACAUUGAUGAUGAGUCUGAUAAAGAGAGUAAUUUAUCAAGCGUAUCCAAAACAGGAGGACGUGUAAGGGGUAAAAAGAUGAAAAGUCGUCUCCACCAGCUGCAAGAUAGUGAUGAUGAAACAAAUGAUUCUGUAGAAUACAGAACGGAUGAUUCUGAUUAUGAAGACACGUCUGUAUCGUCCGCCGUCCCGUCGCCGGCAUCAACGGCUUCUUUACGACGUAAAUAAAAGAUGUCUACACGUAGUGUAGUAAACGUAGAAUGUCUGCUGUGUAUAGUUUUCGUGUAACCUCGUACGCUGACCCUUUCCAGUUUAAACUGUUGUAUGUGGCUGGAAAGCCUAGGUACGAGAGUUGUCUAGUUGUAUUAUGCGUUAGACUAAAGGAAAAAUUUUAAUUUAUGCAAUUUAUUAUUUGAAACAAAUAUUAGUUAGCGUUGUGAACAGGGAGGAGUGCCCAAGAAAAAAAAGAUGCGCUCCUUUUUUUUAGAUUCGCGACUUUUUUAAACUGAUAUGUUAGUUAUUGUCAGAGCAGUACAUCGAGUGCAAAGUUUUGUCAACCAUCUCCAAUUAUAUCUGCGGUUUAACAUUUUCAAUUAUAUCAAUGUUGUUUCAAUUAAAUAUUAUUUUUGUUCAAUAUUUGAACAUGCAAAAAUUGUGGUAAUUGCAACAAUGGAUCUAUUAACACUGCGAAAAAGAGAGUAUUUCGUUUUUAAUGUUCGGAGAUAAGUGUAGUGAAGAUAUGGCCUUACCAUGUAUAGAACUUUUGUGUUUCCUGACAAUUGCUUCAGUUCCCUUUUGCGACCUUUUUCUCUCCAAUCAUAAAUUAACUAACUUUUAUAAGUUUGAAAAACGAAUUAUUAUUUUUUUUCAAGUUUUUAUCCUCAACAAAUAUUAUUAGUAACAAUAUAACUGUAAUUGUA